Cercospora beticola is the source of this 2370-nucleotide messenger RNA. Its product is annotated as glycoside hydrolase family protein. The record is from RefSeq and is a predicted model, not a curated record. Lineage: Eukaryota; Fungi; Ascomycota; Dothideomycetes; Mycosphaerellales; Mycosphaerellaceae. Gene Ontology annotation, cellular component: fungal-type cell wall. Gene Ontology annotation, biological process: fungal-type cell wall polysaccharide metabolic process.
AAACACGGGAAGAGAUCUGCCUCGCUUGAAUGGCCAUCCCUGUUUUGCAUGUGCUUGCGUUUGCACACGACGACUACUUUUCUUUCGCCAUUGCGUCCUCAAUUGUUGUUGACCACAUCUUCCCUACCCACUCUCUUUUUCUCCCUUCAUCUGCUUCGAAAGUUGAUCUUUCGCCCCCGCUCUCACAUCGACAGUCCCUUCUGACAACAGGCGCCGCUCGACCUUUUGCUGUCACACUCUCUCUUCGAGCUCGACGCUCAUCCACACGCUCUUUAGUUCUUCGGAACACCACGAUCAUUUGACGGCUUCAGCAAAAGCGCUCUGGUAGCAGCUUCACGAAACACGACAAAGUCCAUAACAAGUCACUUCAUCGAUCACGAGAUCCCGAACUCGAUUCACCAUGUCGGCCAUCAAGUUCUUCACCUUGGCUUUGGCCUCGAGCACUGUCGCCUCGUUCCACGCAGGCGGUCACGGCCACCGUCACGCUGCUCGCCAGCAGCCUCCGGCCUAUGCUCCUCCUGCUUACGGUACUGGCGCUGGUGCCGCGCACCCAACUGGCACCGGCUCUCCUUACCCUUACCCCAUUGCUAACGGCACGGGCGUCUGGGGAUCGACCGGCAUCUCCAAGCCAAGCGCCCCAGCUGGAUAUGGCUCCUCUUCUGCGGCCGAACCUCAGCCCAACACCGACUACAGCACGCUCUGGUCGACUCACUACAAGACCGUGACUGUCGAAAACCAGCAAGCUCCAUCGAGCGCUCCAGCUCCAUCUGGCAAUGAGGUCUCUCCAGCUGGCUACGGCUCUGGCUCUGGCUCCGGUGGUUCUCCAUCUGGCGGUGCUGGCGGAGAGGACGACGAGCAGUGCAAGCCUGUGACAGUCACCCACACCGAAAAGGUCACCAUGACCUUGACCGAGGGCCAGACCGCCCCGUCGAGCACCAAUGCCUCUCCUGCCGAGACCAGCUCGGCUGCUGCACCACCGGCUUAUUCUGCUCCAUCAUCUAGCUCUGAGGCUUCGCCGGCCCAGUCGAGCGCUCCAUCUGCUCCUCCGGCCUACUCGGCCCCAGCACCCUCUACCAACGAAGCAUCGCCAGCGCAGUCGAGUGCGCCAUCUGCUCCAGUCUAUCCUGUCGCCUCCUCGUCCAGCGAGGCCUCGCCAGCGCAGUCGAGUGCUCCAUCUGCUCCUCCAGCUUACUCUGCCCCAGCAUCGUCUUCCAGCGAGGCAUCGCCAGCGACCACAUCAGCGGCUCCUGCGCUCUCUGCUUACGGUGAUGUUAAGCAGGUUGCCCCAAAGUCCAGCGCCGCUUCGUCCGCAUCUUCACCAUCAAGCACCGGCAGCUCUGGCUCCGGCUCCGGCUCCGGCAAGCGUGGUCUUGCUUACAACGAUGCCAGCCUCACCAAGUGCUUUGAGGGCUCCCGCGAGAUUACUUGGGCAUACAACUGGGGCUCUUCUUCGGACGGCUUGAGCAGCGACUUCAUGUUCGUUCCAACUCUCUGGGGCGAUGGAACUGAGUUCACCAGCAAGUGGAGCAAGAAUGCCCAGGCUGCCAUCGACUCUGGCUCGUCCCACCUUUUCUCCUUCAACGAGCCUGAUCACGACGCACAAGCCAACAUGGCCUGCGGCACCGCUGCUGCUGCUUACAAGCAGUACAUGAACCCAUUCAAGGGCAAGGCUCAGCUCUGCGCUCCAUCUGUCACCAACGGUGGUGGUCAAAUGGGUCUCACCUGGCUCAAGGACUUCUUGUCUCAAUGCACCGACUGCCAGAUCGACUGCCUCAACAUUCACUGGUAUGACAGCGCUUCCAACGUCGAGUACUUCAAGAAGCACAUUCAAGAUGCUGCCGCUCUUGCUCCUGGCAAGCCAAUCUAUGUUUCCGAAUUUGGUGCUACUGGCUCCGAUGAGGAGAUCAGCCAGUUCCUUCAGGAGGUCAUGCCAUGGAUGGACAGCAACAGCGAUGUCGCUGGCUAUGCUUACUUCAUGACAGCUUCAGGUCAGCUCGUCACUGGAACUGAGCCUUCCACAUACGGCAAGACUUACAUGAGCUACACUGGUUAAAGUGCGGUGAAUGCUGAAAUCAUCUGUGCAUAGGCUUAUAGCUAAAGACACCCUUUUCGUUUUGACAUGGAGUGACGAACAGUACCAAGGGGACUACUCUGAUUCUUGUUUAUUCUACUUUUCUCUUUGGGGACGAAAGUUUGCGGUUUGGUGGAAUUGGCAUAGCAGCUCUUGGGAAUUGUGCACCAGAGCUUGGAUCAAAAAUCGUUGGCAUCGGCAUGGCGCUGGGAGGAAAUUGCGGGUACAUAGAUCAAAACAGAUACGAUACGAAGCUACGAGAUGAGCUUUGCUUGAAAUGAGAUACGAGAUUCAGCACA